Sphaeroforma arctica JP610 is the source of this 361-nucleotide messenger RNA. RefSeq lists its product as hypothetical. Bases 1 to 234 code for a protein of 77 amino acids. Lineage: Eukaryota; Ichthyosporea; Ichthyophonida. The record is from RefSeq and is a predicted model, not a curated record. The transcript has a single exon.
AUGAAGGACUGGUUGCACAGGGAGAUAGAAGCAGCAGAGGAUUCUCCGCAUGCCUGGUUGCACCUGGUCUACGAGAUGGUGAGGAUCUACAAUGCUACGCGUAAUUCGUUCACGGGUUUCUCGCCCUAUUUCAAUAUGACGGGCAGAGACUUCAACGGUCAGAAGCGACUGGAGCUACAAGAUCGGUUCGAAUCGGAGAAGGGGAGGCAGUCCGGGACAGUCGUGCUCAGUUAGAACAGCUGACCCGUGCCAACAUCAAGUGUGAAGUUGCCGGUAGGUUCGCAAGUAUGGUAUCGGUUGCGAGGCAAGUCACACGACCUGUCAGCAAGGUGGGGUGGCCCAGCGAUGGUGGUGUCAGUGC